Molecule: messenger RNA, 2541 nt
Organism: Anopheles marshallii
Lineage: Eukaryota; Metazoa; Arthropoda; Insecta; Diptera; Culicidae
Exons: 2
Coding region: 1-2541 (846 amino acids)
Source: RefSeq, a predicted model, not a curated record
AUGGACGAUACCUAUAAUAAACGCUUGAGGCAGGAGGUGGAACAAUUUUUACUAUUUGCAAUAGAUCGAUUAAAGCUAAUAAGGGAUGCCAAAUUUCGUGUAAAAAAUGAAGAAAUAUUACAACAGAUAAAUCAAAAGAUGAUUGAAAACAAAAGGGUUAAAACAGCAAACUUAGAAACGAUUAAAGAAAUAAUGUUGAAGAGCUUGUUAAAGACUCUCUAUAAAUGGGUGAUAGAAAAUAACGCUCAUGAUAUUUCUAAUGGAACUGUCGGGUCGACAACACUUCAAGAUUUCAUUGAUUUGGGUUCAACAGGAUUUGUCCCAUCAAGAGCACCUGUAAAUGAGCUCGCUGUGGAUACCGAACAAAGACUUGCAUUGAAAUAUCCCAGAAGAAAAAUUAGCAAACCAGAGAAUUGCAGUCCUUGCAGUACAUCAAAUAAUGUUGCCAAAACAUCUGAAAGCGAUUUAUUUAAACGCAGACAUGAAGUGUUUGCUCCUCCACCACCACAAUCUGCCACGUAUGGUGAACAUAAAAGGAUGUUGCAGAAACUUCUAGAAGAUGGACGUAAACAAAGCAUGCAGAAAGCCGCAACAGAUACCCGAAUCGCAGAGGCUAACCCGGUAUCAGUACAAAGUGGUUACUUGGAAUCAACCUCAAGGAAUAGUCCACCGUGCAAUAACAAUCAUAUCACUGGCGACAAACGUCAUGCAGAUAACAGAAACGAUGCACGUGUAUUAUCGGAAGCAGUUAAUAAAACUACCCCUCAGCAGGGUGUAAGUGAAUGUUCUGCAAAAGAUUGUGAAACGAAUAAUGAUACUGAUGAUCAGGCUACUGAACAAAUAGUGCCACCAAACCAAACAUCUAAAUCUAACCAAAAAAAUAAAGAAAAUCAUCGCGAGCUUCAGGACUUAAUCUCAUACACUAAAGAAAUUCUACCAAAAUUAGGCAGGAGGAAAAGUGUUUCGAUUGAAGAUCACAAUACGCAAUUAUUUGCGCAAUUUGGAAUAACCAAAACAGUACAAAUAAUUUUGCAACGUACUGAUACGAGAGAAAUUGCACAACGCACUCGAAGCAAAUCAAUCGACUCAACGCAUUAUUUGGAAAAUCUAGGUGCGGCUAAACAAACCGUACCAGUGCAUAAUAAAAUUAGUCAACGCAGAGAAUCAAAACCAGUGGAGUUGAAAAAACAAACUACAGAAACGACCACUAUCCCAAAAAAAACAAAAUCAAUUGCACGUAAAUCAGUCUCCAAACCACAAAACAAUGUACCAUCAAUGAAUAGUAGCCAUCAUCGUAAUGGAAUCAAAAAUGUGAUAAAUAAUGUAACAACCGAAAAGAAACAGAAGGAACAAAAAGCGGCAAUACCAAAAACUACAUCAACCAAAAGAACAAUACGUUCCCCAAGUCCACCGCUUGCAAAGAAAAAGCGCUCUAGCGAAAAUCACUCAACCGAUCUUCGUGCAUUACAGAAUAAUGUGCAGAUAUUUGAAAUAGAUUCUGUUGGAGAUGCGAAUACGAUAUUGAAUCGAAAUACGCCGCCUAACAACGAUCCAAAAGUACAUUGCCGCAGCGAUUACAUGGAGAAAUGUUGUUUGUGUUCCUACAAUGGAGAACUAAUUGUGCAACACUAUGUGUACAAACAUCCAAAAAAGGCUGUGUACGUUAGUCGCAUAGCCCCCGAGCAGGCCGAGCUUAUAAGAGCGGAUCCAUUUGGAAUUAGUGGCAUAACAGCAGUAUCGCGGUAUGGGGACCACGAGAUAAUCGUAUUUCGGUGCCAUUUUUGUGACCUUGUUUUGAGAGAAUCGCAAGAGAAGUGGUUGGAUCACAUAUCGAAACACACUGGUGAAUACCGUUACAAAUGUAUGUUAUGUCCAACAUUUGCACGAAUGCCUUUCGACAGAGUGACGCAUCAUUCAGUUUGUACGAAUCCUUCCAUGCAGUUGUGGCACACAUACACCUUUGAGGAGAACCACUUGUACGCGUAUAUGUGCAACAAGUGCAAUUUUGUGCAAGUUCUUUUCGUCAAUAUAAUGCGGCACUUCAAGGAAGAUCAUCCAAAAACUAGUUCCAUUGAAGUAGGAUAUACGAAAUUUAGCUUGGUCAACUUCAACCUGCAGGACGAAGAAAUUGAACUGCCAUACGGGAUGGUAAAAUUAGAACCAGUCUGGGAUAAUGCACAUGUAAGUUUGCCAAAAAAUGUCAAGCAGGAAGUAGAACCUACGCUAUCUGAGGAGUGCCAGACACACAUCAGGACGCCGUUGCAAGCCAUCGUACAGGGGCAGCGUUUAUUGCAACCAGAAGUCAGUUUUAUAAAGCAGGAAAAUCUUACAGACGGCAUGGAUCAAUGCGAAACCAACCCUCUGAAUAGCAUCGAUAUCAAACCACUUGAAGUUGCUGCUCCUUUUGGUGCUAGUGAUAUAGAAGAAAGAAGUCAACAUUCGAAUUCUAGCGGCCUUCGUGUUAAGAGACUGCCAGGUGACACCCUCUCAACCACAGAGAAUAAUAUUUUGGAUAAAGCGCUGAACAGCUUCAAGAAAUAA